UGCAAGAUGGAAUUGGUUGAAGAUACCACAACAUACUCCACUGAGCAAUCUGAGCACUUUAAGCCAUGCAAAGAUAAGGAUCUUGCAUACUGUCUCAAUGAUGGGGAAUGCUUUGUCAUUGAAACCCUAACAGGCUCCCACAAACACUGCCGGUGCAAAGAGGGCUACCAAGGAGUCCGCUGUGACCAAUUUUUGCCGAAAACUGACUCAAUCUUGUCAGAUCCAACUCACCAUUUAGGAAUUGAAUUCAUGGAGAGCGAAGAGGUUUACCAGCGACAGGUGCUGUCUAUAUCCUGUAUCGUCUUUGGCAUAGUCAUAGUGGGCAUGAUCUGUGCAGCGUUCUACUUCAAAACAAAAAAACAGGCAAAACUUAUUCAGGAACAGCUGAAAGAAUCACAGAAUGGGAAAACCUACAGCCUUAAUGCUUCUAGCAUGAUGGCAAAAUCACAAACCAGGGCACAAAGCCGAGUCCAGCUGCAAAAUUACUCAAAGGCAAACAGACAUCCAGAGCCAGUAAUGGAAAAAAUGAUGGAGUCAAGUUUUUCAGGAACUCAGCCCUUCCCUGAAGCCUUGUCUCGUGACAGAGGAGGCCAAGCUAUGAAGUCACACAGAGGUCUCUCUUCAUGCUGCAGCCCAGCUCAGCGAACUGGAAUGCUCCACAGGAAUGCCUUUCGGAGGACUCCUCCCUUACCUCGGGGCAGGUUCAAUGGAAUUACAGGACCAGCAUACCAACAAUUAGAAGAGUCAAGGAUCACAGAUCAAGAUACAAUACCUUGUCAAGGGUUGUCUACUGGUUUAAAAACACCACAGAAUACUUCAAUAAAUAUGCAACUGCCUUCAAGAGAAACAAGCUCCUAUUUUAAUAGUGUGGCUCAAAAGGACAUGGUUGGCUACUCAUCUCCAAGAGCCAAUUCUGUUCCCAUCAUCCCUUCUGUGGGCUUAGAUGAAGCCUGCAUGCAGACACAAAACGUUUCAGACAUUACAAACAUCAAAUGGUGCAAAAACUCCUAUUCCACUGAACUUGUCAAAGUGAGUGCCCCAGCCAACAGUUGUCUUAUUGCAGAACAACAAGAAGUCAAAAUAUUGUUAGAAACUGUCCAGGAGCAGAUCCGAAUUCUGACAGAUGCCAGGAGGUCAGAGGACUUUGAACUGACAAAUGCUGAUGCUGACAGCAGUACAAGUGAAAACACGGCUUUUCUGCCUAUGAGCCCUGUGGUGAAAUCAGAACGAGAGGCACAGUUUGUCUUAAAAAGUGAAACAAAAAGAGACUCAGCAUUGAUGAAGUGACUUUGAAUGGGGGGGUAGGGUAAGGGUGGGGGGGCAGGGGAUAUAUGGAUCUGUGCAUUUGAAGCUUUGCUAAACAGGAAAGAGAGGAAAUAAAAUACAAAUUAUUUAUAUGCAUUAAUUUAAGAGCAUCUACUUAGAAGAAACCAAAUAGUCUAUCGCCCUCAUAUCAGUGUUUUUUAACAAAAUAUUUUUUUAAGGGAAAGAGAGAUACCAGGAGGGGCAACACUUAAUUCGGAAAUUCUGAAUUCUUUUCUUCUUCUUUCUUCCUGCCCACCCGCCCCUUCUUCUGUUGUUUCCUCCAGGCUUAUAUACACAAUUUCACAAUUGUCCUGUCUGAAGGUUUAAUCUGGCACUACCCUUAGAGGUAUGGAUUUCAAGUGAGUGCUUCAUGACAAGAUUGCUGGAGAGGUUCUCCAGCAGAAGUUUCAUUGAAAUGAAUAGAAGGGUCACAGCAAAUAUUCUUGCUGAAUUCCCAUUGUUUUUUUUUCACCCAGUGGAGUUUAUAGGGGUGACAUUAUCAGUUGUGCCCAACAUUGGCUGUCCUCCAUACUUUGUAAUCCAGAUGUGCAAAACUCCUUUCUCGCAGUUUGAUUCUGGAAUCCUCCAGAUUUGCAGCUAGUUAAUUCCUGAUUGAUUCAUGAAAACCUUGGCUACCAGUUCACAGUUUUAAAACAUAAAUGGAGUGUGACUGAAAGAUUACCAAAAACAGCCUUGCUCAAUUCAGUGCCCUCCAGAUAGAUGUAUUGAACUACAGCUCUCCUCACCCCCAUGCCCAAUUAUCAUGGGCUAAUGACUCUGCUGGCUGGGGAUAAUGGUUUUUAUGGUCCAACGCAUCUGGGAAAAUCUGACCUAAAGGGGUACCCAAGGACAUUUGGAACUUCAUCUAAAGUCCUUGGAAAUAAAAAACACAGGUGAGGAAUUCUGAAGGAAGCCAUAAGAGUUUUUUGCCAGUACUAGUAAUUGUUACUGUGAUGGAGAAAUUUAAAGUAUUUUUGGAAGUUCCUCUGCUGACAUUUUGAAGGAAGUCAAAACAGCUUUGGUAGAUCUAGAAACAUUCCUCAGGGGAGUUUUGCAUGUCCCUUAUUCAUGCAAAUAUAUUGCUGACCUGUAUGAAUUUGAAUGUUUAGAGCCAAGAUUCAAAUUCUAGCUAUCCAGGAAUUAGGGAUGUUUUAAAGUACAGUUAAUUAUUUCCAUUCCAGAAGUUGUGAUCUCUGCUCUAGCAGUUGAAUCUAGCAAUGAGCUUUCUGCUCACUCAAUGAUCACUACUAAAAAUAUAAUUCAGAAAUACAUUUCUUCACCUCUUAAUUUGGACCCAAAUGAAAUCUGUAUACUUAACAGGAUGGGUAACACAUGGCAAAUAUGCAGACUGUGUGUUUGUGCGUGCGUGUAAUUUACAAUUUUUUGUUUCAAGCAAAAUACUUCAGCCACAUUCAUUUGCCAUGGAGUUUAAAGUAUUGUCAGAAUGUCAUUCUUGGAAGUUGUUUGUGAACUCUGAAGGACCGAUGAAGUAUAUGCAUAUGUGUGCAUUUUAACUUUACAGUAUUAAUUCUCAUCCUGAGAUCUGGCACCUCCAGUGUGUUUUUGUAUUUAGCAUAUAUUUGGAAACACCACUUUAAAUUUACUUCCAUUUCAAAUAUCCUGAUUCACUUUCAACCUGAUUUACUGCAAAAUGAAGCUAUUUCCUGAACAUGAUCCAAAGCUUCUUUGGCCCCAUGAGAGGAAAUCCUCAAUUUGCGUGCACUAAUUUUCCUUUGUCCAUAUAAGGAAUUCCUUUGUCCAUAUAAGGAAUUCCAUGACCAGGGAUGUAAUGAAUGCUCACAAUUGUUCCUCUCCUUAGUGAAAAAGCAUGUCUUAUCACAUCAAGAUACCUCAUUUUAAAAUAACUGGCAGGCAAUGUGGGAUUGUUCAGUCCUGCAUGAAGCAAACAAUUCAGUGCUAAGUAGCAACUUUAACUAACAAGCAAAUUAUUUGUGCAUCAGAAACACAUAUCUUAUGCACAACACUCAUGGCCUUUUGUGCAGAAGCAGAAUGUUUAUUGCACAACGUACAAAGGUUGUUUAAAAUAUAAAAAGUAUAUACGUAAAUAUAUAUAAAAAAACACUUCUGCAAUUUUUUUUGUGGGGGGAAAGCCUCAACAUGUAAAAAAUGAAUAAAAUUUCCUGUAUUUUUGCCCAGCAAGGAUAAGCCUUUACAUUUUUUUUAUAUUUUCACAUCUGAGAACAAAAUGAGCAAAGAUUUGCAUCCCUAGCCAUGACGCAACAGAAUGAAGUAGCUUCAGCUUAUAAUGGACAUUUUGUAUACAUUAUCAUAGCCCCAAAUAUACCCCAGAGCCUCUGGACUGUGGUCACUGUUUGAAUCGGCUGCAGACACAGACUUUUAGGCAUGGCUUUGACCUACUCUGGAUAUUAAACACACACACACACACACACACACCACAAAAUUCAAAAAUUUUACACUCCCUGUUUUCCCUGCUUCUUUAUAACAUCUUUAGAAGAAGUUGCAUAUCUCAUUGUAGGGGAGGUGUACCACUUUUACUUCAGAAGUUACAAAGUCAAGGAAAGUAUGAAUCCUCAUCUCUCUGCAAACUGUACACUCCAGAGCUGUCCAUAGGCAUUAGGCCUUAGAGUCUUGAGUACACAAUCAGUGGCUGAAAUCCAGCAGUAACUCACAAUUAGAGUAGCCCAACUGAAUCAGCAGGGAUUUGGUGAGU
Messenger RNA from Pogona vitticeps (central bearded dragon), 3997 nucleotides. Lineage: Eukaryota; Metazoa; Chordata; Lepidosauria; Squamata; Agamidae. The record is from RefSeq and is a predicted model, not a curated record.